Nymphalis io (European peacock) is the source of this 1691-nucleotide messenger RNA. RefSeq names its product chitinase-3-like protein 1. Gene Ontology annotation, molecular function: chitin binding; chitinase activity. The coding region runs from base 101 to 1660 and encodes 519 amino acids. Gene Ontology annotation, biological process: chitin catabolic process; carbohydrate metabolic process. Gene Ontology annotation, cellular component: extracellular region. NCBI's taxonomy places the organism in Eukaryota, Metazoa, Arthropoda, Insecta, Lepidoptera, Nymphalidae. The record is from RefSeq and is a predicted model, not a curated record. The transcript is spliced from 8 exons.
GUUUAUAAUGACUACUAUCGUUAUUGUGUUUUAUUUCGAAUCAAGUAAAUAACGUGCAAAAUUAAUUCAACUUUAACUUAGAAAAUUAAUUAAUUAAAAAAUGAAUAAAUUGUUUUUACUUUCGGUGUGCGCGUGUUUUUUAAAUAAAUAUAUAACAGCCGCGGAUAAGGUCGUUAUAUGUUACUAUGGAACAUGGGCUACAUACAGGAAUGGCCUGGGCAAAUUUGACGUCAGCAACAUCAACAUAGAUCUUUGCACGCAUAUUGUGUACACGUUUGUGGGAAUCAAUUCUCAAGGAAAUGUUAUAUCCCUAGACACGUUUCUGGAUUAUCCUGAUAAUUGGGGAAGAGAUAAUUUUGGAAAAUUUAAUGCACUUAAACUUCAAAACUCUAAAUUAAAAACCAUAUUAGCUGUUGGAGGAUGGAAUGAAGCAUCAGCCAAAUAUUCAGUUAUGGCUGCAAAUCCUACGUUCAGAAAGAACUUUGUCAGUAGUGCUUUGGCUAUGGUUCUUCAAUAUGGCUUCGAUGGCUUAGAUGUCGAUUGGGAGUACCCUAAUAGACGUGAUUCAAUCAAUGGUCAAGCAGAUAUAAAUAACUUUACUCAACUUCUAAAAGAACUUCGUGAGGAAUUCAACAAGUAUGGGCUUUUAUUGACAGCAGCUGUUUCAUCUGUUAAGGCGUCCGCAUCUCUUUCAUAUGAUAUACCUUCUAUUGUACAAUACUUGGACUUUGUUAACGUGAUGACGUAUGAUAUGAAUGGCGCUUGGGAUCCAAAAACUGGUCACAAUGCUCCUCUUCACAGAAGCGAAGGAGAUGAAAAUGUUGUCAGAGAUCAACUUAACACCGUUGACGUUGCCUUGGAAUAUUGGCUUGGACAAGGCUGUCCACCGGAGAAGUUGGUAUUGGGCUUACCAUUUUAUGGACACACAUUUCAACUAGCAAAUGUUCAUAACAAUGGAGUCGGUGCUUCUGCCAAUGGCCCUGGUCUAGCUGGACCCUAUACUUCUACUAGUGGAACAAUUGGAUAUAACGAAUUUUGCCAAAAACUUCGCACAGAAUCCUGGGAGCAACGUUAUGAUAAGUUAGCGAAAGUACCAUAUGCAGUGCAAGGUCAAAACUGGGUUUCCUAUGACGAUGCUAAUUCUUUAGUAACGAAGGUUGACUAUGCUUUACAAUUUAACAUUAGUGGUGUAAUGGUAUGGAGUAUUGAGACUGAUGACUUUCAUGGAAUCUGCCAUACUGAAGAUUUUCCUUUAUUGAGAGCAAUAAACAGAGCUUUAGGAAAAACUGUCGUAACUACAACCACAACAACUGAAUCUACUUCAACUACUGCUACUACUACUCCUGUGUAUACAACUACUACAGUUGCACCUACUUCUGAAUCUACAACUACAAGUCUUACAUUUCCUCCAAAUUCAUCAGGAUCUACUACAAUGAGCACUACUUCUGCUCCAACUAUAGAUCCAACUGAAAAUACGUUUGUUUGUGUAGAAGAAGGAUAUUAUGAAAAUCCAAAAGAUUGUACAUCAUUCUAUGUCUGCAUAGGAGGUCUUUACAAUAACUUCGAAUCAAUGCUUAUUCAAUGUCCGGCGAAUCUUUACUGGGAUCAGAAGAACAAAUACUGCAAUUAUCCAAAUGAAGUUGAUUGUAAUCUUAUUUGAAUUAAAAAAUAAAUGUUGUUUACCAAUUUAA